This is a messenger RNA of Durusdinium trenchii, 480 nucleotides long. The record is from the annotation of a GenBank genome assembly. NCBI's taxonomy places the organism in Eukaryota, Dinophyceae, Suessiales, Symbiodiniaceae.
AAUGGUGCUGACAAGGACAAGACUAAUCCGAAUGGAUUGACUCUGAUCCGCUUGGCUGCCUUAAAUGGACAUUUGGAGGUGGUGCGUCUCCUACUCGACUUGGGCGCAGAGAAAGACAAAGCCUCGAAGGCCGGAGCCACGCCCUUGCACUUGGCGGCCUUGAAUGGGCAUGCAGAGGUCGUGCGCUUGUUGCUGCAGGUGCAUGCAGAAAAAGACAAGCCAACCUUGGCGGGUGCCACGCCAUUGCACUUGGCGGCCCUGAAUGGCCACCUGGAGGCUGUGAGGACGUUGCUGGAGGCUCAGUGCCACACAGAUGCCCGGACCAGCGGAGGCAAGACGCCACUGCACGGGGAGAUUGUCCGGCUAUUGCUAGAGGCGGGCGCUGAAGAUCUGCCGGCGGAGGAUGGGUUGACCGCGCUGGAGCUGGCACAGAAGAAUGGACACUGGGACGUGGCGCAGAUGCUGGCUGAGAGACACUGA